Durusdinium trenchii is the source of this 2179-nucleotide messenger RNA. The record is from the annotation of a GenBank genome assembly. Lineage: Eukaryota; Dinophyceae; Suessiales; Symbiodiniaceae.
UGUGCAACUUUGCAAACUAGUUCUUGCGAUUUCAGCCAUGGCCUCUCUCGUUUUGCUAAAGAGCAGCCGCUCUGACCCACCCAGACGGGUCAGAGCGUCUUUCAUGAGAGAUGCGGACUUCGAUGUGAAGGUCUCGGCCUUGUCAACAUCGAGACCUUCGACCAUCGGGAUGGCGACCUCGAGACCUGUCUCCAGACCGAGAUCAUCGAGACCGUCGCUCCGCUGUUGCUCGCUCUCCGCAUCCAGAGGUGCGCUCGUGAUCACGUCGCUCUCCACUCUUCUGCGCCGUCCUCGCCGUCCUCGCGCUUGCAGAGCGGCUCGAGUGGCUCGAGCGGCGGAACGUGACGGUCGCUCCUCGCGGAGCUUUGUGAAGACUUUGGAUGUUCGCUCGUGGAGGAUUGGGAAUCAAGAUCCCAAGGUACCAAUUCCAAGUUUACGUUUGGUCCCUGAUGUUCCGGAGACGAAGGUACUGGAAUUUCAAAAACAUGGUGUUGUUCUGCUACGUGGUGUGCUGCACGAGUGGGUGCCUUAUUUGAAGGAGGUGAGUAUGAAGCAAAUGGAAGAACCACAGAUCACUGCAAUGCUGACGGGUUUGCGCACCUUUUUCUCAAUGGAUUAUGUCCAGGCCGGGCUCUUCUUGACGAACGAAGGCUUUUGGAACUUCUGGACAUCUUCUGGUGGACGCACCGUCGGACGUCUCGCAGCACAACUGCAAGGGCUGGAAGAAAUCGAAAGCGAGGUGCGGCUCAUCGUGGACCAACUCAAUGUGAACCCGCAUCAGCCCAUGUUCACAGAGCCCGACACCUUUCACACCGAUGUCGGUGUGAUUUCAGCGGUGGCACGGGAGCAAGAUGUGGUGAGAUGUUGGAUUCCAUUGCAGAAGCUCAAAAGUGGAAGUGGCGAAGAGGCACUUGGAACCUUAGAGUUUCAAGUCAAUGGCCAACGGUUGCGCUUUGACGAUGUGGAAGAGGGAGAUGUGGUGAUGUUUACUCCAACUAUUCCUCACCGCGUCCUCUUCCCUCCAGAGGGAGAAACCUAUGCACGAGAUAGGCCUGUGAUCAUUGCAUCCCUCCACACUUCCAGUGGUGGACAACAUGAGGUUGCAGUGCCAGAAUUCCCGCGAAUCUUCCCAGAGUGCGACCAGAGUGAAGUCCAAGCGCGAGCUGACGGAAGGCUUUACAAGGACUUGGAGCGGUACUUUCGGCUCUGGGGAAAACCCAGCACCUUACUGGAUGAGUGGAUGCAGUUCAUCACCUACGAAGAAAAAAUGAGAGAACUUCGAAUCAUCAUGGAGACUAUAUCAGAGAGUCUUUGUGGUCGAAUCUUUUGCACUGUCUAUCAGAGUUUCAGAAUGUUUCGGCAACAGCUUGAGGUGGAGGGCUCCCAAAUGAUCCACGAGCAGUUCAGCGCGUGCAACGAGCUACGGCCGAAGCUUGAAACAGCGGCAGAGAUCGUCGUGGACCAGGACGAUGGGAUGACCCUUUUCAGCCAGAUCACCACUGUGCUGGAAAGGCUGGAGAAUAUGGAGAGAGAAUGGAAGACUCGGAAGCCGACGACCGCAGCCGCAGCGCCUUCCGCGCCUUCGGUGCCUUCCGCGGUCUCGGCGUCCCCGAAGCUCGGCCCCGCGACGGUGUCUCCGUCUCCGAAGGCGUCUCCUUCGGAAAAGAGAGAGACGAAGGCUUCGUCGUCUCCGAAGGAUCGAAGCGAUCGGAGAGAAAGCGAGGACUUUGCAACUUUUGCGGCUUGGCCUGGUGCAUUUGAACAAAGCACAAGUGGGAACGGUCUGAACUCUGGAACCGGUGAUUUCGCUGCUCCUUGGAGUGCUCCUUGGGGUGAAGAUGCAGCUCCUAGUGUUCCUAGUGCUGAGUGGCCGGCCUUCGAUGCGGUCAGCACGGGCACGGCUCCGGCGGGUCCGGCGGGUCCUUUUCCCAAUUCCUUUGACGCGUGGCCCGAAGCGAAGCCUGAGGGAAUGCCGCCGCCGAUGCCGCCUAUGCCGAUGCAUGCCAGGGAUUUAGUCCGCACGAUGCCAAUGCAGCUUCAUAUCCGAUGUUCUAUCUCUGACUUGGAGGAAGUGGACCGAGAUCAGGAUCGCUUCAAGCAACAAUUUGUCCGGGCUGCUGCCAAAGCUGCAGGUGUACCUGAAAACCGAAUCCGAGUUAAGCAGAUCAUGAACCAUUGA